Camelus dromedarius (Arabian camel) is the source of this 10506-nucleotide messenger RNA. RefSeq names its product Ral GEF with PH domain and SH3 binding motif 1 (gene RALGPS1). Gene Ontology annotation, molecular function: guanyl-nucleotide exchange factor activity. NCBI's taxonomy places the organism in Eukaryota, Metazoa, Chordata, Mammalia, Artiodactyla, Camelidae. The record is from RefSeq and is a predicted model, not a curated record. Gene Ontology annotation, biological process: Ras protein signal transduction; positive regulation of GTPase activity. The transcript is spliced from 20 exons. Bases 341 to 2137 code for a protein of 598 amino acids. Gene Ontology annotation, cellular component: plasma membrane.
ACCGGCUUCGCUCCCCCGUCGGCCCGCGCUCCAGCUGCGCCCGGCCUGGCCCUGGCCCGGCUCGGCCCGGCCCUGGCCUCCAAGCGAAGGCGCCGCUGCCGCCUGGGCCGCUCCCAGGGCCAUGAGGAGGCGGCGGCAGCCACUGCGGCCCGCGUCAAGGUGACCGGCCGGGACUGCGGCGGCAACGAGAGCAGGCGCAGCUACUGUUUGGAAGAGACGUGCUGGGAUGGGUUAUCCUAUUGGCCUGGGAUUAUGAAGCCCAACAUGUGUUCCUGGACUUCUCCAGACAGGUUAUGUCACCGACAGAGGCUGCCCUGAAGCUCCCUGUGGCCCGGAGACUAUGUACAAGAGGAAUGGUCUGAUGGCUAGCGUGUUGGUCACCUCCGCCACUCCACAGGGCAGCAGCAGCUCAGACUCUCUGGAGGGCCAGAGCUGCGACUAUGCCAGCAAGAGCUAUGAUGCCGUUGUCUUCGAUGUCCUGAAAGUGACUCCCGAGGAGUUUGCUAGCCAGAUCACAUUAAUGGACAUACCCGUGUUCAAAGCCAUCCAGCCAGAGGAACUAGCCAGCUGUGGAUGGAGUAAGAAGGAGAAACAUAGUCUCGCUCCCAACGUCGUGGCCUUUACCCGGAGGUUUAACCAGGUCAGUUUUUGGGUUGUACGAGAAAUUCUAACAGCACAGACUUUAAAAAUAAGGGCAGAAAUCCUGAGCCAUUUUGUGAAAAUAGCCAAGAAACUUCUAGAACUCAACAACCUUCAUUCUCUCAUGUCUGUGGUGUCCGCAUUACAAAGUGCACCCAUCUUCAGGCUGACAAAAACCUGGGCUCUUUUGAAUCGAAAAGACAAGACCACCUUUGAGAAACUGGACUACCUGAUGUCUAAAGAAGAUAAUUACAAGCGGACUCGGGAAUAUAUCCGAAGCCUGAAGAUGGUUCCCAGCAUUCCUUAUCUAGGGAUCUAUCUUCUGGAUUUAAUCUACAUUGAUUCUGCAUAUCCUGCCUCAGGCAGCAUCAUGGAAAACGAACAAAGAUCCAAUCAGAUGAACAAUAUUCUCCGAAUAAUUGCUGACUUACAAGUUUCCUGCAGCUACGAUCACCUCACAACCCUGCCCCACGUGCAGAAGUACCUGAAGUCUGUACGCUACAUCGAAGAGCUCCAGAAGUUUGUGGAAGAUGACAACUACAAACUGUCUCUCAGAAUUGAACCAGGAAGCAGCUCCCCAAGACUAGUGUCUUCCAAGGAAGAUCUUGCAGGCCCCUCUGCUGGCUCCAGUUCUGCGAGGUUCAGCCGGCGGCCCACCUGUCCUGACGCCUCUGUUGCUGGCAGCCUCCCCACGCCCCCAGUCCCGAGACACAGGAAGAGCCACAGCCUGGGCAACAAUAUGAUGUGUCAGUUGAGUGUAGUUGAGAGUAAAAGUGCGACAUUCCCAUCGGAGAAAGCGAGGCACCUGCUGGACGACAGCGUCCUAGAGUCCCGCAGCCCCCGCAGGGGCCUCGCCCUCACCUCCUCCUCUGCUGUCACCAAUGGACUCUCCCUCGGCAGUAGUGAGAGCUCAGAGUUUAGUGAAGAGAUGUCUUCAGGGCUGGAAAGCAGGGGACGUCUCUAUGCCACGCUGGGGCCCAACUGGCGGGUUCCAGUUCGGAAUUCUCCCAGAACCCGGAGCUGCGUCUACAGCCCCACCGGCCCGUGCAUCUGUACUGUGGGGAGCUCGGCAGCGGUGCCCACCAUGGAGGGGCCUCUGAGAAGGAAAACUUUGCUCAAGGAGGGACGGAAGCCCGCGCUGUCCUCGUGGACCAGGUACUGGGUCAUACUCUCAGGAUCCACCCUCCUGUACUACGGAGCCAAGUCCUUGCGGGGCACAGACAGGAAACACUACAAAUCCACACCUGGCAAAAAGGUCUCCAUUGUGGGCUGGAUGGUGCAGCUGCCCGAUGACCCUGAGCACCCGGACAUCUUCCAGCUGAAUAACCCCGACAAAGGCAAUGUUUACAAGUUCCAGACUGGUUCCCGGUUUCAUGCAAUACUGUGGCACAAGCAUUUGGAUGAUGCAUGUAAAAGCAACAGGCCUCAGGUAAAGUCACCGAAGUCCUGCUUGUCACCCGAAAUACCCUCUCCCACCCUUGGGACUAAGGGUCCAUAGAAAACAGGGCUCCCCGCUCCCCUCAGAGCCUAUCAGUGCCUUUCCCACUAAAGGAAAUACCAUGGAAACAUCCAUCAAGGCAGGCAGCAGGUGGGCUGGUGCCCCAAGCAUCACGCUACAGCAUCUUAUUUAGGUCAUCCCCCAAAAGCUGAUUCAUGGGCACACUCCAGUCUGACUAAAGGGACUCCCUGCCCCGCCACACACACACCCUUAGGAAUAGUAAUACUAACAAAUGGUUUGUUGAGAGCCAGUCAUGGCUGCUGAUGAAUGGGGCUCUCUGGCUCCUUGGCACGUUUGAACCAAGGAAACCUCUGGUCUGUGGGGCCUAGCUUGAGGCUCUCUCCCUCCCCCACCACCGCCAGGAAUUGGCUGUAUCCUUCCAGCAUCCCUGUGAGGUAGGUUCUCUUACUGUCCCCAUUUUAUGCUGAGGACACUGAGGCUCAGAAAGUUCCAGGCACUUGUUUAAGGCCUGUGGUUAGUGAGAUCUAGGCCAGGUCGGCCUGACACCAAAGUCUGCGCUUGCCGGCCCUGAGCUCUCGGGCUGCACACUUCAGAGAGCCCUGGCUUACAGCCACACACCAUACAGGGGCAGCCUGGAGCUCGCUGCCCCCCUGGGGGUCGGGUGGGCAGAAUUUGGGGUGCUGGUGCCAGGAUGGGUACUCCUGUCCCUAAGCUCCCUUGUUCGCCAGGGGUCAGCCAGAAGAGGGGCCUGGGGAGCUGGGUCCCUCUCCUCAGCCUGGGGAGGGAGCACCAGGGCUGGAACAUCCGGAUGGUGGCAGCUUUGAGGAGGAAGGUGGGGAGCAGCUCUGAGGUCUGAGGAGACGUCACCAAAGGCGAGCUCACGACCUGCGGCGUGUGGCCUGUGGCGUGUGGGUCUGGGAGGGCAGGGGCUUCGGUUGUGCUGGUCACAGCGCAGUCAUGGACUUCUCAGCUCUUCAGAGUGGUUCUCAUAAAGCAGAGGAAGGUCUCUAGUGGCCUCUCCCAUGAUUCUGUGCUCAGUUUGGGCCCAUUCGGGAUUUUUAUCUGUCACAUAGGUGGGGACAUAAAGGACAAGCUGAUCAAAGUAUCCAGGAUAAGAAGCUAGAAAGCAGAAUUAGCAGAAAGUCCUUGACAAACUGAAACAGUGGGACAAGACUGGUAUAGGGAUAAACUUGAGGUACCACAGGGAAGCUCAAAAUAAAUUGCAUUUGAGUCCCUCAACUCACUUGCUAGGAAUUUGUCCGAGGCACAAGCUCACAGGCUCACAGGUAUUACGAACGUUCACAGUAGCAUCAUCCUUAAUAGGGAAAAAAAACCUGGAAACCUCAGUGACCCUCAGUAGAUCCCUGUUGUGCAACCCGAUAGCGAUUAGAAAGGCAGAAGCAGGUCCACGUGUGGUCACCUGAGAGGCGCUCAGGACAGAAGUGAAAGAGCAAAGUGCAAAAACACACGGAAGGGUGAUCUCCUUGCAUUAAAAUACAUGUGCAUGUUUAUUACAUGCGUGUUUGUGCACAUCAAGUUUCUACAAUGACGUACAAGAAACUACAGUUCUACGGUUUCUAGAGCGUAUUUUGUGCAUUAAGUAAAUGUAGUUGUCCAUCUCCACGAUCGGGAGGCCGGAGUCUUUGGUCAGCCGUCACCUCAAGGCUUGAACAAGGCUGGUGCCACCUCAGGCCACAUUAAGACAGGAAGAGUGACCUGACCUCCUCGGCUCACCAUGCCUGCCCAGGGGGCCCCUCCUUAGCUUGGAGGGCCCCUCUGAGAGCACAGCGCCCUGGACUUGCCCCCACCCCCCCACACAGGUGGCCUGACACCUCUGAGGAGGAGUGACAGGGACUGAUAGCCCUGAGGUGGGCCGCACACAUGGUGGGGUGGAGAGAGAGGCAGGGCCUUGGUGUCUGCCCCAGGCAACAGCCAUGGUGAUGUGGGGGCCCCAGCCAGCGGCAGGGAUGGUUGUCCUUCUCUGGGUGGGGGCAGCCUGAGGGUAGCAGCAAGUAGCAGGGAACUGGGUCAGACUCACUUGGCAGAGGAGAUGUUUGGUCAGUGGGACAAAUGGACUGAAUUUCAUGUGUGGCAAAUGUGGUGUACCAUGACAAAGUUUUGCAACAUGUAGGUGUCUUUGUCCAGUUUUUAGAUCUAAGGGGGCAGGGUAGGGGAGUGGGAAUCUUCUAUUUUUUUUCUACUUUUCCCCUUUCAAUUUCUAAUUUACUUUCAACCAGAUAUUCCCACUCUAUGUUGUAUGUAAUAAUGAAAAGUUGGCAACAACUAAAUAUCCCACAGCAGUGGAUUAUUUAAAUAAGCCACAGUACAUGCAUGGGAUGGCUUACAAGGGGGUGCGAUGAGGGAUGUUAGCAUCUAUCCCCAAAGCAAAUCUCAAAACUUGGAUGAAUUUUCUUUUCUGUGAAACUGCAUUUCCUAAAAUUGUAUAUACUGACACUGAAUACACUUAAACCUUAUUUAUAGCAUACGUGUAAGGUGUAAACCACAGCAAUAAAACAAACACCUGGUAAAAAAACAAACAAGCAAACAAACAAAAAACACCUAGUACCACCAGCCUAAAGGCAGGACCUCCCCCAGGCCUCGGAACACUUCCUUCCCAGGGUCUUCUUCCUCGUUCUGUCUCCCUCCCACCCACCUGUGCCCCAUAACCACUCCCCUGCCUGAUUUGUUUGUUUACUGUUCCUUUAAAAUGUUAACACAUGUAUUUGAUUCCUUAAUGUAUUGUCUGGUGUACAUUUUUUAAACUUUUUUUUGAAGAGUGAUUCAUUUAUUUAGGUUUUUGGAGGGGAGUAAGGGUGUAAUUAGGUUUAUUUAUUCUUUAUUUUUAGAAGAGGUACUGGGGAUUGAACCCAGGACCUUGUGUGUGCUAAACUUGUGCUCUACCACCCUCCCCCCUAAACUUUUUUUUUAUAAAUAGAACCAUAACUGUAUAUUUUCUUCUGUGACUUACUUUUCUCCUACAGUGUGUUUGUAAGAUUCAUCUGUCUUGGUGUCCAUAGCUGCCAUUCACUUAUUUGUAAUGAUUUUUAAACGUCAGUUCUUCUGUCCGUGAUCCCAAGAAUGAUUUCCUGCUUUUUGCUAUUUUGAACAGUGCUGCUAUGAGCAUUCUUAUAACUGUCUCCUGGUGCAAGGAGAUGCUUUUUUUCCAAUUCAUCAUUUUGACCAAAUUGGCACCAAGAUGGAUUUGUUUUUGAUGAAACUGCUUCUCAUCAAAUCUCCUGGAACCCCACGGCCAUGCUGGGGGAGGAGGCCUGGGGCUGGGGGUGUGCUAGCAGCUUUGAGAGGAGAGGGGAACACCCUGGACCUGGGGCUGGUGGUCCCCCCGAGUAAAAGGUGCUGGGAUCUGGUCCUGGGGACACAGGUAUGGGAAAGUCUUGGGGUUCCCAAUAUCCCCAAACUUCUCCUUUUUUUUGUGCUUCUGCUUGCCGACUCCUGCCACCCCUCAACCACCAACCUCUCCCACUGGUUUCCCCUCCAGGGGCAUAUGCUUAUCCUGCAGGAUUGGUUGCCUCUCCACUCCAAAUGCAUUUGUAUUUUUGACCUGAGGGUAGUGGCUGAGAGCGUGGGCUCUGGAGUCUCAGCCCUGCCACUUACCGCAGUGUAUGCCACCUCCCUGAGUCUCAGUUUCCUCAUCUUUAUAAUGGGGAUAAUUCCAGUACCUGCCUCAUGCGGUUGUUGAGAAGACUCGAGGACACAGUCCGUAUGAAGCACUGAGAGCCCUGCUGGGCACAUGGCAGCCCCGUAACAAAGGGCAACUAUUGUUUUGCCAUGCCCUCCUCCCCCUACCUGCUCAUUCACAGACUGACUGGGAAAGGCCUGGUCUCUUCCCUUAGGGACCACCCCCUGUCUUCUCCAAAAAAGUCGGGAACUUUGACCAGAGGCUGAGCUUUUUUUUCUAGGUACCUGCAAACCUUAUGUCAUUUGAAUAAGUCUCUGCAGGAUUUGGCGUGACUUCAAAGGCUUCUGGGAGCCCUGCCUGGGACUGGAGAUGAAGCGCAUGUCCUGGGCACCAGCUGUUGGCCGGGGUGCUGGGACACUCACAGCUGGACUUGUGGGAACGUGGCCCACGGCCUCAUGGUCCAGAGGGCUCCGCCGGUGCGGGGUCCACCUUCCGAGCCCCAGCAACCCUCAUGACACCCAUCUGCAGCACCACCUCACGGGGCCGCGGUUGGUCCCCAAACUGUAUACCCCACCCUCUCUCUCUGGGCCCUCGUCUGUCCACCAGCUGCUGCUGCGACCAGAGAGCAUCCGGCCCACGUUGGGUCCCCAGUGCUUUCUCCUGCACAAAACAGUGGACAGCGUGAUCCUAUGUGAGGGACCGGAGGGAAGGAACAGGCUGUGGAACUGGCUUUUUACACCCCAAAUGCGUGGGGUCGCUCGCCCACAGGGCUGCCUCAGAUUUUGUACAACCCCCGAAGCGUCCUCUGCGUGUGUGUGCUGUAUACGUGUGUGUGCGAGCGAGUGUGAACUCUUCGAGAAACAUGCAUUUUGGCACAAGACUUGUGACAUCACACACUUCAUUCUCUUUGAGGCCCUGCUUUAACCUUAAGUGACAGACUUGUCCACCGAGGAAGGUCAGAGUGAGAGCCCAGAUCCCCCUGUGUUAAGGGUCCCUCGCAUUCUUUUACUGUAAACAAACAAUGCCUUAAAUUGUGUCUUGUUUUCUGUUCCUAUCGGUGCUACUCAUCUGGAAGGCCUGCUCCCUGGGCCCCUGGGGCUCUUCCAGGCCUAGUUGCUUUUGGCUCUUCGGAGACAGGACCCAGCUUCAGGACCGUGGACUGGGCCUGCUUGCUUCCUCCCAGCCCCUCCCCGCUCUUCUUGCCCCACCCCCGCGACAGAAUGAGAAGUCUCCACGCUUUCUCCCAGCUUCUCCAGGCCGCCUGCACUCAGUGAACGGCUGCAUGGAAGCUGCUUUGCACCGACCUCUCCCCGCAGGGCAAGGCUCUGGCUUCCCUCGUCUCACCCCUUUGCCUCCACUGCCAGGGCGGGGCCGCUGGGACUCCUGAUUACACUGGGGAGCUGAGUGACACUGAGGCCUUAGGCUUCCCCAGUCUUGCCCCCAAACACAGUCACCAGCAAGUUCUCCAUCAUCCAAGUCCAAGGGCACAACUGUUGAUGACCAUGGUGAUGAGAGCAAAGCCCUGGGGAGUGAAUGGUCUGAGCUCUGCUUUCGGUUAAGAGCUCGUCACGUGAACAACAUCUGUCAUCUGUCACUCUUUGUCCUAUUUUUAAAUGACUUUUAUUUUGCACAAAUACAUUUUUAUUUAAAAUAAUGAAUACAAUUAGCUUUAUUUAUGGUAGCUUUAUCACCAUAGCUUUCUCCCCCACCCCUAUCCCUCUUCUCUUUUUUUAAUCUGGGUGUCCUGAUUCUGAGAAGUUGCCCCUAAAUGAUUUUUCUGAAAGAAAUUGAAUUUCUGAGUCCUUGUCACUGCCAUGGUUUCAGAGUUCAUACUAAUCAGACACCAAACUACUCUUAAGAGUUUCUGGGGAAGAUGCUUCAAAGCAACAUCUUAACCAGUAAAAUGUAAUAGGUCGAUUUUAAAACUACCAAAGGACCCACUACUGUAUUUUGAUCAAACAGUGACAGCUUUUCUGAAAAUCCAAAUGAAUUGGUGAGGAAAGUAAUUGUCAUCAGGGUCUUAUUUUGUGGUUGAGCCUUACUGUGACCAGUAACUUAACCCUCUUUCGUAGAAAAGUCUAGAAUAUUUUCGUGCCAAGAGAAACUCCAGAUGGUAAAGUUGAUGCCAUCAGGCCUUGGCCAUCGGUGCUUUGCACACCCACCCGCAGCUGGGGUCCGGAUGCAUGCACCUGAUUUGUACCAACAAUGGCUCACAUUAGCGUCUAGAGGUUGGGUGAGUACACCAAGCACUCCAAAGCCCGCUCGCCAGAACCACGCAGUGUUAACACUUUAAACUACAUUGAAUCUGAUUCUACCUGUUAAUUUGUUUUAAGUCUUAAGUUUGAAUGAAAGUGCAGGACGGGGACAUCAGCUACUUAUUUUCCUUCCAUUUCUCUAUUCUUCAAACUGUCCUGGUUUUUCUGACAUGAGAUAUCAGAGACUCCAAUCCAAAAACCUCAACAUUUUGGGCUCCACUAAAUCAGGUAUUCCCUGCCCUUUACAGAUUUUUCUUGUCUUUCACAAAUGUUUUCCUCUGAGCCUGUGAAAUAGCACAAUUGCAGUUCUUUUCAAAGUGUUUAGUCUUCUCAUUAAUUGAGACUGAUCCCACAUACCCUCCCAGAAACAUUCUUAGAUUGGACUCUCCAACCUUGAACUCACCAGAAGGCUGUAAGGUACUUGGUUCUCCCAACAGGGGCUUAGGGCCAAGCAUGUGAGUUAAGUGCUGAUUGUUUUCCCAGUACUGGUUUGUCCCUCAGGCUACAGGUGAGGAGGCCCGCAAGCCUGGGACAGAGAGGGCCAGGCACAGACCCCACGGGGGAAAAUCCAUGGAUGGAUUCUUACCCUAGAUGGAAGCAUUUCUUGGUUUUGCUCCUUGACUGUCCAUAGUGCACAAAUGACUGUGAAAGCAUUGAAUGUGGUAGGUCUUGCAUGUAUAUGUUGUAUCUUCUUUUUCUUAAGCAAAGAGAUCAUGGCACCCUAGAAUGAAAAUGGUAGGCUGCUGCCUCCAGACUGAAGUAGGUGGCUGGUGUCCUCAUGAUGCCCCAGGAACAGCUCAUUCACCGCUCCUGGGAGAAAUUUUCAGUCCUCUCAGUUGAACACGUUUCAAAACUCAAGAUCCGCCAAGUGCAUUCUGACAACUGAAAUACUUCAUGGAGGUUGGAUUUGGUGGAAAGCAGUAGAAAUAUCGUUCUGAGUGUGUCCAGUGGGAGAGUGUGGCCUCCCUUCCCUCUCUGAAGAAGCCCGUUCAUUGCCCUGUCCCCACCGUGGAGCCUAAAAAGACACUUGAAAAGGGAUUCUGCUCCAGAAAGAACCCACUCUCUCUUGCCAACUGAAUUUAUAAAGCUUUUUUUUUCUUUUUUUACCAGUAUGCCAGUAUUCCUUUCAUUGUCUUCCUCCCACCUCCCAAGCCCAAGAAGUAUGUAUUUUAGGAUGCCAUUUUACAGGUGGAAAAAUGGUCCAUGAAAACGGGAAGACAUUGGCAAGCAGGGUCCACUUUCAUUCCACAGUUGGAGUCUAGAGCUCUGGACACACAUUACUGAUGCUCAGAACCAUGUGAACAUUGCUAAAAACAGAACCUAACUUACUUCUUGUGACUUCAUAAGUCACUUUAAUCAGACCCAAAUCAUACUGACAUGUUGGGUGAGUUCAUGUUUAAAAAAAAAAACUAUGAGUCCCUUUGAAAUCACAGAUUCUCUGUGUAAAGCCACUCAUUCGCCCAUUCAUUCUCAUCUCUACUUCCUGUGUGCCAGGCUCUACCCGGAUAGAAAUGGCUGAGGACAAGACAAACCCAUCCCCUGCCCUUGUGGAACUGACCACUCAGCGAACAAAUAGUCCUUCCCAUGCCAUUUCCUCUCUCUUAGCAAGACCCUGCCUCUCUCCUAGCACUGGGUAGAAACCCUGUGCAGAUUCCUCCAGAAAGGCUUCAAAAGGCUUACCAGAAUGAACAGCCUCUUGACCUGUGGGUUCAGUUGCUGUCCUAGUGGCUGGUUGGCACAGAGCUAUGGUUGGGCACAUUGGGGACUCCGAGGUAGAACGAGAGAGUAGGAUCAGAAUGUUCGCAGUAUUUACUUCAGAGGUUUUUGGGGUUUUAAUUUCAAUGUUUAAUACAAGUACAGCAUGAGCAAGCAUUGCACUUUCUUGGGUGUUGAGGACUCGUGCCACGGACCACCUCACAGCCUGUGCUGCCCAAGUGUGGGUUCGCCAUGGGCGGCCGCGAAGUCCCUGCUCGCAGCAGCAACACUGGGUCAUCUGUCGGUUCUAUAACCAUUAAUCUCUUUAUCCAUUUCUGAAUGACUGUGAGCAUUCCGUAAUGAAACAAUAGUAAUUAAUUUAUUAGUAUGGUAUAAUCUUUAAUAAAUUUCGUGCCAAAAUGCAUGGUUUUCCACUUAGCAUUCUAAAUGUUGUGUAGAGAGUAGUUUUCAAUUUCUUAUGUAUUCUUCCAAGUAAGUUGAAAAUCGAUUUUUACAUUUUGAUUCGUUUCUUGUUCAAUCUGUUGCACUCUCGGGCUGUCUUUUUUUUUCCAGCAGACCUCCUGCAUGCAGUUGUGUAAGGACUUUCCCUAAUUCUUGUGAAUUGUCUCAUCUGCAGUAACCACUGGACAUCAGCCCUCUGUGGAAUUUAGAUUUUUGGUGAAGUAUUUUGUUACCUCGGUCUUGUAUCAAGUUGCUGUAUUUUUCAGCUUGUUACACUGAUAAUAAUUGUUUCACUAAUUAAAUACUUUAGUGUAUAAACAUUUUUGUUUACCUCGAAAUUAAAUGUGUUUUCCAAUGAA